CGCGCCCGGCCGUGGGCCCCCGCCCCAAGGGCCCGGUGACCUCCAGAAGGCGACAGCCCGCCCGCCGGGGUGGGCUGGCCGGGCCUCCCAACCCGCGGGCCGCGCGCGCCCUUAACCGUUCGCGCCCCGCGGGGCCCACGCGCAGCCCCCUCCGGACGCGAGAGCCCGGCCUCGCUGUCCUCUCCGUUCCGCUGCCCUCUCCCCUCUCGGAGGACUCGGAACCGUUAAUUUAUAGCCUCAAUCUGUGAAUGUUUAAAUUAUUAAAUGCUUCCCAGAAUGCUCUUUUUUAUUUUUGCCAGUUUCAUUUCAAGAGGUUGGGGGUGGGGGGGCAUGCUGAAAACGAGACGUUUGCUUCUCUCCGCUAUUGCAAGCCAAUAAUUACAGGACACAAAUGAUAAUUAAAUCUGUGACCAGAUGGGUCUAAUUCGGGGAGGAAUUGAUUUUCCGGGCGCUGCUGCGAUCCUUGGGGAGGGGGACGUGGACGCCCCGGAGCGCGGCGCGGCCGGUGUCACUCGUGCCCCCUGCUGGGAAGCCUGUGACCUUCCCGGCAGGGACUCGGCUGGCCCCUCUCCAGGACCAGAAACCUUGGAGCGACUCUGCUUUAAAUCGCUAGUGACGUUUCCAACACUGUGGGAGGAAGGUCAAGAAAAGAGCAGAGCCUGAACUGGGUCUAUGCAGAUGAUCGGAAACAAGGACUGAGAAUAGCUCAGUCCAAACAGGCCACUUGGCCGGAUCGCGCUUGGGCGAGAGACGCUCAACGGGAGACCAGGCUGUGAAGGCCCGCAGGCCGGCCCUGAGGAACUCAGACGUCCAGCUGUCACGUAAGGAGCAUGCUUCUUCAGACAACAAGCGACAUUGACACAGUAUAUGCUAACGAAGGAGGAGGGCCUCUUCUUGAAAGAAGCAGGUGUGAAGAUGCACACGUGUGUUGUUCACUCCAUCCACAGUCCAUGAGCUUUCCCUGCUUGCUUGCUGGGACUGCCCAAGCAGCUGCAAACCGAAUUAGCAGUCACCUACAGGGAGCCUACUGUGUGCCGGGACACGCAUCAGUCCAGUUAAUGGCAAAGGCUGGAAACCAUAUAAAGAUUUUUUAAAACAGAGGCUUUACUCUGCUCUUGCCCUGCUUUCUUCCGGAGUACUUCUCUUGCAAUCAUUAGUUGCGUCUAUUUCCAGCUUCGAGUCAGCCUUAAAUUUUCUUUCCAAAUGCAAACACAAAGUAACUGAAAGGGCAGUAUGAACUCUGGGUUAUGGGGGCCCCGUCCUUGAUGGUCCCAGCUGCUACUUCCUGUGCUCCCUGCGUCUCUGCCCAGGGCUCUGUUCCUGCAUUGUGUCACACCAUCAUUACUACAGCCUCAUGGAGCUUCUCUCCUUGUCCGCAUUUUACUGGUCACACAUCCAGCGAGUGGUGGAGACGGCCCCAAACCUGGGAUCUGAGACUCCAGGACUGACACACCCUACCCGUUUUCUAGACCACUUCCCUACGUGACUUCUAGGAAACAGAGCAAUUAACAGCUUGAUAAAGUUUGUGCCAAAGACUCUAUCAAUGGAAGGGAUUGACCCGAGUGGUCGUCCCGUCUCGGGAGAUUCCUGUUUACUCUCAGUGCUGCUGAACUGGAGACAUAAUUUAGACGACAUCACUACCAUUCCAAAUUCUGUUACAUCAGCUGUGGUGCUUAGAAGCUGGUAACCACGGGCGAGGUUCACCUUGUCUCAAUCAAAGGGUGGUACAGAAAGGCCACUCUAGGGCAUGGCCUUAGUGACCAGCGAGCCUGGAGCCGAUUAUUGGCAGAAGGGAGACCCACGGGCCACCCACCAGAGCUGGUCUCAGAAGUCCCGGGAUGUUGAGUGCUUCAGAGCUGCUAGUGGCAUUCUUUCACCUUGGAUGUACAUUGAUUUCAGAAACGUUUAUCUGGAAGGAAUUCUAGAAGCAGGCUGUCUGCUGUCAAAGUGCAGGAAACCUUGGCCAGCUCUGUUAGCUUUCGAGAGGCUGACGCCACAGAUGCCUCAUGGGCCUUCCUGGUGCCCUUACCCAUUUCCCAAGCAACAAUGUAGCAAGUGGUUCCUGAGCACCUGCUGUGUGUCUGUGCCGAGAGCCAGCCAGGAACUUGAUGACGGCGAGACAGCGGGGUCUGCGGUCCUCACAGAGCUCACCUCUGCUCAGACCACUUUCCAGAGGAGGAAAACAAAGCAACGGAGAGCUAACUGCCUGGCUAUUCUGGGAUCAAAGCCUCAGGAUUUCUCCAGGUGGAGGAAAGUGUCUGGACGAGAAGCCCGGAACCACAAGAAGAGGCCGAACAUGUGUCCUCGCAUGACCUCUGCCCUGGUCACUGAGAGCACGGAGGCCAGGUGUGCAUGUGGACUCCAGAUGCUUCACUCAGCGAACAAGAUGGAACAAGAUGAAGAAGCCGAUGGCCGAUCUGAGACCAUUGCAGAAGUGCAGGAGCGGGAAGCAAGACCAGGGACUAUGGAACGGGGCUGACUCGGUCAGCAUUCGAGGGGGCAGUAUUGUCAGAGCUUGGCUGUUGAUUGAACGUGGAGUCGAAGAAAAAGAAGAUGAAAUUUGAACCCCAGUUAUGGUUUGGGUGGCUCAGUGAGUGACUGAGUCAGUGGCUAGGAUGGAGAAUAAAGAGCAGGCACAUGACAGGGAGUAGGUGGCAUCAGGUAUGUGUAUUCGAAGAUUUAGUUUUUAUGGCUACAUAUAUUUAUUUCAAUAACUCAGCCAUGUUUGUUUACAACCAUUAAGACACUGCUCCACUUCUUUAAUGAUGUCGACUAAAAGAAGUGUUCUAACUUUUAGUUCUUUUUAGUUCCCAAAUACAAUAAACACCAGGCUCUUAUUCUUUUAUAUAUGUGUGUGUGUGUUUGUGUGUGUGUGUAUAUAUGUGUUUGUAUGUGUGUGUAUGUGUGUGUGUAUGUGUGUGUGUGUGUGAUCAGUUCUACUGAUGUAUAAUUUACCGACAUAUACUAUUUUUAAGUAUAUACCUUGAUGAGC
Messenger RNA from Equus caballus (horse), 2992 nucleotides. NCBI's taxonomy places the organism in Eukaryota, Metazoa, Chordata, Mammalia, Perissodactyla, Equidae. The record is from RefSeq and is a predicted model, not a curated record.